CAAAGUUAGCUUGUGGUCUAGAUGGUAAAAACCUCUCAUUUUGAUGUUUACUGCGUUGUUUUAUUCAGUUUGGGGGCCAUUACUAUUACGAAAUGGCAAGCUGUGGUAAAGCCAUGUCAGUGAUACGAGCCAGCUAAUGGGAGAAACUGACGUAGAUAGCUAGGAUUGCACAGGAAAUGUACUCUUGGAUAGCACGGAUGGAAGAUAACUAUAUAACGCAAGCUAUCUGGCUUCUUUAUGAGCGAUAUGUUAUAUUAAAACGUGGGUAUUUAGUGGUAUCGCGUUUCCAACACACGAUGAAAACUUUAAUGUUCGUCUCUUUAGUGGGUAUUCACAGACCAUACGGUUAAGUUAGCCAUACGUAAAUUAGCUACGUGUCAGAGGGAAAGCAGGCUGGCUUUCCACAGAAUUUUACUUUUUUUUUUCCAAGUGAAUAUGCGUAAUCUUUUGUUGUGGGUUUGGAAAUAGUAAAGGAUUGAAAGACUUUUAACAUUUAUCCAGGUAGAUAGAUACGCUGCAGCUUUAUGCAGCUGGCUACAACACUAACGUUAGCUUGUCUUUUCAGGAUUGAAGGUUCAAAUGAUUGAAAUGUUAGUUUCACCUCCAAAACAGCUUUUUCAAUCUACUUAUUUGUAUAUGAUAGUCUCAGUUGUACAUCAGUAAGUAGAGGUCUGUGAAAACCUAUGUUAGAGUGGUUGCAAGACAUGACAGCUCGGCUUGCCUGGAAAAAAAACCUCUCAACCAGGCGUCGGUUGUAGAUGAAAGGAUGUACGCUUCUGUUACGUAAUGGUGGUAGGCUGGGCUUUAAGUCAGCGUCGUUUAUUAUAGGCCUAUCCUAUCGGAGAGAGGGGAGGUAGGGCCGGAGAAGGUUCCUGGAGUCUCUGGUAUAUUCUCACACCUCUCUGUAUGUACGCAGCUUAGAUAGUUCACGGAUAAUAAGCAAAAUAUCAACGUUUCUGUCCACUGACACUAAGAGCUGCGAACAGCGGACAGGGAAUAAAAGAUCGCCAACAGUUUUCAUCUGGUUAUAAAUCAGUGCUGCAAUCCUGAUUGAGUUUGCUUCAUCUGGAGCAACAAAGAGAAGACACCAAUGACGAUCGACGACAGUCCACCUUAUUUCUGGUCCUUGAUGUCAGCGUGAACAGCUUGGAAAGCCUGAAGCCACAGACAAGUGGAGCAGGUCGACAGCACUCAGAGGGUGGGACAACAAGCACCCACUGUGGAGAUUUGUAUCCUAUUUAAAGUAAUAGCAAAUUCAUUUAAAGAGGUAAAUAUGACGGAACAGGUGACGUCUUAUAGCAACAGAGAACUGGUGGUGUUUUAUAUAAACUACAAGUUGUCCCAGAGGAACUAUCCCAUCAGCUACAUUGGGCUCACGGACGAGACGGGGAGAACUGAGGGGGGACAGGUGGGUGGGGAGAGUGAGCCAGGGACCGAGGCGGCAGCAGUCACCACAGUGACGACACCUCUGCCCAACGGUUCUGCCAACGGUACAAGCGGCCAGGGGGGCACGGCCACACCCCCGCGGUCGCCGGCAGCGUCCUCAGCAGGGCUGGACGCAGUCAAAGAGGCUCUUCGGGACUCUGCCAACGAGUUUGAGCUGCGCUACGCGCGAGCGUUCAGCGACCUCUCCUCACAACUGCACAUCACGCCCGCCACCGCCUACCAGAGCUUCGAGAGCGUCAUGGAUGAGGUGUUCCGGGACGGCGUCAACUGGGGCCGUGUGGUGGGCCUGUUUGCCUUCGGCGGGGCCCUGUGCGUGGAGUGUGUGGAGAAGGAGAUGAGUUCUCUGGUGGGACGCAUCGCCGACUGGAUGACUGUCUACCUGGACGAACACAUCCAGCCCUGGAUCCAGAGCCAAAAAGGAUGGGAUCGCUUUGCUGAGAUCUUCGGGAAUGACGCAGCCGCAGACAACAGGAGGUCUGAGGAGAGCUUCAAGAAGUGGCUGUUGGCGGGCGUAACCCUGGUUACCGGGGUCGUGGUGGGGUCACUAAUUGCCCAGAAACGCCUGUGAGCAGCAAGAGACGGUCACCUGACCCAAAACAUGAAGGAACGACGUGCUUAAAUAUAUAUUAUUUUUUUCUUUCCCUUUGCCAAGAACCUCCAUGUUUACAUGUGCUCCUCCUUCCACCAACAUAACCUACCCACAGCACCAAGGGCGUAGGUUUGGUCUCAGCAUUGUUAGGGACACUGCCCGGCAGACCCAAAAAAAAACUUAGUUGAUGUUGUACUGAACAGGCCAAUUUUAUUCAAAUAUAUUAACAUUUGUGAUUGUGAUUUAAACAUAAUAAGAAUAAUAAAACCUUAGUUUAAAUAAAAAACAAAACGUUCUCCACAUUUUUUGACAUCACUUCUUUUUGUUGUCCUUUUUGGAUAUCCCAAACAUGAGUAAGACCUCACCUGAAGCCCUGAUGGUCCAGCUGCUGCUUCCUCAACCUGCACUACAUCUGCACUGGAUUUCUAAGUUUCCUGAAUGCAUUUCAAAAUAAUAAUACAAAAUUACCUAAUGAGAAGUACAUGCAAUGCAUUUGUUUGUUCUGAAAUUCAUUUUUAAUAUGUAGGUUAUUGGUUCAGGUUUAAUGGAGCUGUACUAGGCCUACAUCAUCUGUACUGGAUUUCUGUACACUGAAAUAAUGUAUUAAUGAUUUAUAUGAUGCAUACAUUUGGGCAUCCCAAUUUAUUGCACCUUUUUACUACAUACAAGUAUAACAUUUAUUCUCAAAAAAGCCAAUGUGAAUGAUAACAUUCAUGGGUAACAUUGUCUAAACAUCCCUUAAAAAACAGCAUUUUAAUGCAAUUGUUACCUAAAUGGACAAUUCAACGUCUCAUCUGAACCCCUGAUGCUGAUUCAUCAUCACCCUGCUCUACAUCUGUAGCUUCAGGCUGCUGUUUUUCCUGCACAGAAAUCCAUCAAUUUAAUACAGACACUAACCAUGCUUAGUUGACUGCUGACAUUGGUCGAGAGAUUACAGGGAACGGAGACAGCCUUAUUACUAUCCAAGGGAUCAUAUAGGCCUACUUAUUACCAGUUAAUAUCACUUUUGAGUUAAUAGCCUGCUGGUACUAGGCUAAACUAGCAUGGUCCCAUCAUGUGGGUAGGUUAGCUUUAUCCUUCUGUCUUCAACAAGACCAGCUGCUGCUUAAACACUGGUUGAAAGUUUGCAGACGCUAGGGAUAGAUUUAAUACAAGCAAAAGUUACAUGCUCUACACACUAACAACUUUCAAAACAUGUUUCCAUUGUAGAAUGUGUGGCGAUGUAAGGCUAGCAAGCUAGCGACCUGGGCUUCUUGAUAGCUACUUACUCUCUAGGUGGUGAAAAAACUUCUGAUAUCUCUCUAUUUUUUUGGGUGGCAUUUUCCUAUCUACAAAGCACAAAAAUAUCAAUGCUGAGACCAAACGAAAUACUUAUAUGAGGCUUUAUUAUUUCCUGGCGUAUUUAGUAGCUUACCGUUUCAGACUACUGCCAGCUCUCUUUCUGCAAGUCACGAUUCACGAAGUGUUUUUUGACUCUGCCACUUCAGCCAAUUAAAUGAAAGCAUCUUGUCCGAUGUCACUCAAUGGAACAGGAACUCUUUUGUUUUGAGUGACCGGAGAAAGACAUUGUGAGUGACACAGCUCAAGUCAGAAAACUGUCUUGACCACAACACCUUAAUGACACACACACACACACACAUAGAAAAAAAGGCUUCAAAAGAGGGGAACGAAGCGACAAAAAAGUGGACCAAACAUGUAUUGUUUCUUUUCCUUGUUCUGUUUUUGUUGUUGUUGUUGUUGUUUCAUAACUAGUUUAUUUUCAGUUUGUAUGCAAAUGCAUAUUUUAUAGUUUGGACAAAUAAAACGGAAGCUUGCGUUGUUUACGAAGACUAAAUAGAAGAGUCUUACCUAUUUAACAGAGUCAUGUUGGUGUGCAGUUGACUCAUAACCCCUUGUAUUUUUUUUUUUAUUGCUGUGGAACUUCAAGGGGAUGUUCCAAUAACGUGGUUUAGUGACAAGCCUGGCUUAGUUAACUCUGAGCACGUGAUAUACAACUUACUCUGACUUAACCAGGUUUGUCACUAAACCACUUUCGCCGUUUUAAUGCCUGUUUUGUUUGGGAAUGUCUUCUCUGCUCAUUCCCAAAAGCUGCUGCACCGUGGCCUCCAAAACAGCAGGGCAACCAAGCACUGACAAGCUAGUAAACUGAUGUUUUGGUUCCAACUCUCGUAAGGUUUGCAUGUUGUUGUUUUGUUUUGUUUUCAGAUUUUUUAAGUGUGAAUUUGUGGAGGGAAACUUGUGGGUUGGGGGCAGGGGUGUCUUAAUUUGUCAGCACACCAGAAAUUAUGUUCUUCAACAGGUGCAAGUAAGUUGAGUUGUGGUAUGCAUGUCUGAUAAAUAAUAAACAUGUCCACUUUAUUUUAUCAUUUAACCACGCCACAGGAAACGGCAGAUAUUCACCUGCUAAUAACUGCUAUAAUGUCUGUGACCUGCAAUCAACAAAGCAGGAGGAAGAAAGUAAUUGUUAUUGUUGAUUUUAUUCCUAUUUGUACUAAAACACUGAAUAUGGACUAAUAUUGACUACAUGCUUACCGUAGGAUGUCUCCUAAUCGCAUAUUUAAACGUUGGACUUUCUGUUAUUCUCUGAUGAUGAAUGGGUAGUUUGGUUGCUAAGUAGGCCUACCAAACUGGACUGGCAACAGAAAGUGAGUGAUGCUGAAAGAUUAUGUCUGGCCUGGGGAUAACAACGUUGACUUUGGAAGUCAAGGAAGUCUGACACCUCAUCAUUCCUUUUACACAGCUAUAGGAGCUUUCCACUGUGUUAAGAAAUAGUUUGAUUUAAAAAAGAAGGUCCUUAACAUAGGACAGAAAACGAUGUGCUCAUAGUCAAAUCUCUUUUGAUGACAAAAAGGUAACUGAGGAGUAAUGGAAAUACUGUAACCGUAGCUACAACUGCACACUGAACGACACCUUGUAAAAGUCAGAGAUUGGUCUUCCAGUGCAGUCAAUUUACUACCCUAUAUCUUCCAUCUCUGACCACUGACAGCCGGAAAUCAUGACAUUAAUUAUUUAACGCCUUGCUGCCAGAACCGCUAAUAGCUCGUGUCACUCGUCGCGAGCCACCUGCUGUUUAGCGCAUAACUAAUGUCAAACGGCAAGGCGGUAAGAAAACGAUUUCUUGGCUCCAGAACAUGUUUAAUUUAAACGUAGAUGUGUUUGUCGUUUCCUACUAAUGCUGUUUGGAAAGAAAGCUAACUGAAGUGAGGAGAAAUUAAAUGAGACAGGUGAAUUUUCCCCCCACCUGUCUACCCUUCUGAGAUUCUAAAAUCCUUUUGGGAAGACAAGGUCCUUUGGUCUGUCACUCAAAUGCCACGGAGCCUGAAAGCUUUGUCCUGUGAGACCUGACCUAAAAACCUUGCGAGGAUACGAGAUUUCACGGAGAAACUGUCAGUCUUCAUCAGUUUUUGACAUUUGGAACAGGCCGAAACGUUUCUAAACGACACUUAAAAUGGUGAUGUGCGUGGAAACAUUACUGCUGUGGUAUCACAGGCUCUAUGAUGUUUUUCUUCUUCCAAUUCUCGUUUUAUAACGUCUUUGGUUUGACUUUCAGAGGAGACUUUAUGUCAUGAUAGAGCUACAGUUUUACAACUUAUAUUUGGCUUUUCCUCAGUUACAGGUGAAUUUACAAUGGCAACACCCCUCACCCCCAAAGUAUUUGUCAUUGCUGCUCCGUAUUCACUGACAGAUUCUGCAGAAAACAUUACAUGUGAAAUUUCAGUGCUGCUUGCAUGCUUUAGCCACGCUUCUCUCAAUAUAGACUGCCAAGAAACAGUUUCCCUUCACUUGUCGGUGUGAGUGCAUAAUUUGUGUGGAUACUUGAUGGAAAGUUUCGGCAAGUUUGUCUUUCAACCAGCAUUGGCAAGCUUUGGCACGACACAAUGUAAAGUAGCUAACUUAAAUUACCUUUAGAGUAGCAAAAUAGAUUAGCUAAAUAUUUAAACAUCUGAUUAUUUCCAAAUGUUAUAUUUCGUGUAAACACAUAGUGUUCCUUGCUAUUGCCUUAAACUCCAUCAUUUCUUUCGUUGACGUGUAUAUUUAAGUCAUUGUGUUUUAGGAAAAUGCAUUAAAAAAUAGGAAGUUUAAAAAAAGAGAAAAUAUUUUUUUAAAGUUUUGAUUUAUUUUUUCCCAUCCAUAGUUUAAUUUAAGCAAACCUGAGCGACAACAAUAACUUAAUGGGUUGUUGGAUGUUUUAGAAACCUAUUUAAUGUCUGAAAUGAAUAAAGACCCAUAAUCACA
Messenger RNA from Clupea harengus (Atlantic herring), 6271 nucleotides. It is a transcript of the gene bcl2l1, whose product is annotated as BCL2 like 1. The record is from RefSeq and is a predicted model, not a curated record. Gene Ontology annotation, biological process: regulation of apoptotic process; intrinsic apoptotic signaling pathway in response to DNA damage; extrinsic apoptotic signaling pathway in absence of ligand. Gene Ontology annotation, molecular function: BH domain binding. Gene Ontology annotation, cellular component: mitochondrial outer membrane. NCBI's taxonomy places the organism in Eukaryota, Metazoa, Chordata, Actinopteri, Clupeiformes, Clupeidae.